CAAACUCCGAUAUUUAUGCACCACCACGACUUAUUUUCCUUUCUAUAUAGCAAAAAGCAAAGAGGCGGAAAACAGUGAGUCAGAUCCUUCUCAACAUAUCCUAGGAAAUUGGAAGCAAGCCAAGCAUGGGCUCGAUAACGAACAAGGGUCUCCACCAGUACCUGUCGCAGCUUCGGCGUCACCCCCUGAGAACCAAGGCACUUACAGCGGGGGUGUUGUCAGGGAUCAGUGAUUUGGUUUCUCAGAAGCUCACUGGGAUACAGAAGAUUCAACUGAGACGGCUUCUUCUCAAAGUGCUUUUUGGAGUUGCUUAUCUUGGACCUUUUGGGCAUUUCCUGUAUAUAACACUGGACAAAAUUUUCAAGGGCAAGAGGGAUUCAAAAACAGUAGCCAAGAAGGUGUUGCUGGAACAGUUGACAUCUUCUCCUUGGAACAACUUGCUAUUCAUGAUCUACUAUGGAUUUAUUAUUGAGGGAAGACCCUGGGUGCAUGUAAAAACUAAAAUUAAGAAGGAUUAUCCAUCAGUGCAGCUUACAGCUUGGACGUUCUGGCCUGUUAUUGGGUGGGUAAAUCACCAGUACGUGCCAUUGCAGUUCCGUGUCAUUUUCCAUAGCCUUGUUGCAUUUUGCUGGGGAAUAUUUCUAAAUCUACGAGCAAGAUCUUUGGUGUUGACAAAGACCAAGUGAAUUUCAAAAGAAAAAAUGCCAUUGCCUGUUCAGACGAUUGAUGCUCACAGUUUGUGAUAUAUCUAUGCAAUGUAUGGUAUCGUUUAAACAAUCGUGUAUCGAAAUAAUAUUAAAUUUCGACUCCUUGUCUUGUAUCUGUUAUUCAUAAUGAAUGAUCUGGAGAUUCCUUUGGCAUUACUCGUUGGUAAUUUCGAAGUAUCUUCAGACUUCAUUCAUGCA
Juglans microcarpa x Juglans regia is the source of this 905-nucleotide messenger RNA. Its product is annotated as peroxisomal membrane protein PMP22-like. Lineage: Eukaryota; Viridiplantae; Streptophyta; Magnoliopsida; Fagales; Juglandaceae. Gene Ontology annotation, cellular component: cytoplasm; membrane. The record is from RefSeq and is a predicted model, not a curated record.